Messenger RNA from Polistes dominula (European paper wasp), 703 nucleotides. Its product is annotated as DNA polymerase alpha catalytic subunit-like. NCBI's taxonomy places the organism in Eukaryota, Metazoa, Arthropoda, Insecta, Hymenoptera, Vespidae. Gene Ontology annotation, biological process: lagging strand elongation; mitotic DNA replication initiation; DNA replication. Gene Ontology annotation, molecular function: DNA replication origin binding; single-stranded DNA binding; DNA-directed DNA polymerase activity. Gene Ontology annotation, cellular component: alpha DNA polymerase:primase complex. The record is from RefSeq and is a predicted model, not a curated record.
UCAAAUUCAAAGAAAUGAAUUUCUUUUAUCUCAUGCUUUUUAUGCCAAUAAUUAUUUAUUACCAGAUUUUCGAGAAAAAACUCAAGAAAUUGGAAUUAAGAAAACAAAUUAUGAAGGUGGUUUAGUUCUUGAUCCAAGAAGAGGAUUUUAUAAUAAAUUGGUUUUAUUAAUGGAUUUUACCUCUUUAUAUCCCAGUAUAAUAAUAGAAUACAAUUUAUGUUUGAGUACAAUACCUGGAGCAACAACGUGCAUUGAUUAUCAGGAAUUAAAAAUACCAGAAUCGAAUUCAGAACUUGGUAUAAUACCAAAAGAAAUGUAUAAAUUAAUUAAAUAUAGAAAACAACUGAAAGAAUUAAUGAAAUCACCGUGUAUUUCGUCGAGUUUAAAAAUGCAAUAUAAUACCAAGCAAUUAGCUUUGAAACUCAUGGCAAACAGUUUAUAUGGCUGUUUAGGUGCACCAAGUUGCAGAUUUUAUGCCAAAGGAUUGGCUGCUUUAAUUACCUCAAAAGGUAGAAAAAUUCUAUCCAAUACAAAAUCUCUGAUCGAAAGCAUGAAACACCAAGUCAUUUAUGGUGAUACCGAUUCUGUAAUGAUCAAAACUGAUGUUCUUGAUUACGAUAAAGUUAUUUCUAUUGGAAAUAAGAUCAAAGAAGAAGUAAACAAAUCCUUUAAACAUAUAAAACUAAGUAUUGAUAGCCAUUAG